Molecule: messenger RNA, 996 nt
Organism: Daktulosphaira vitifoliae (grape phylloxera)
Lineage: Eukaryota; Metazoa; Arthropoda; Insecta; Hemiptera; Phylloxeridae
Exons: 4
Coding region: 139-507 (122 amino acids)
Biological process (GO): proteasome assembly
Cellular component (GO): nucleus; cytoplasm
Source: RefSeq, a predicted model, not a curated record
CAUAAAUGUGUUUAACCAUAUACAAAAAUUGCAAGGUAACUUCCAGUUCUUUCAUAAUUAAACUAAUUUUUCUGUUAAGAGACUGUUGUAUUAAUUUGUAUAUUACUAUAAAAUUUUAGUUUCAGAAUUAUUCACAAAAUGGUUUUCGAACAAGACAAUAGCAACUACGCAAUUCUCGGUGCUACUCACAUUAAACCAAAAAAUUACCAAGAAGUUUACCAUCCUGUGCAACAAAAUUUAAAAAAUUAUAAAGAAAAAGAAAAUAGGACAUUAUUGAUGGGUCUCAUGCGUACCCAAGGAAUGCAUAUGCCAUUACGUUUAGCAAUGGAAAAAAAAGUUUUUGAAAGCGUUGGUCGUCUUCCAAUUUUAAAGUCAUCACAUUUGCAUAAAGAAGUAUUGAAUGAUACAUUAGAUACAAUUACUGAACUUGAUUAUCUUAACCCAUCAGAAUUUAAUGAAACCUUACUUCCAUCAUUUGUAGUUAUGGAUAAAGAUUUAAAGUUUUAAUUGUAUAAUUUUUUUUAAUUAAUUAAAUAUAAUGUAUUGUCAUUUAAAUUUAAUGAUUUGUAUAAAUAAUAUCUAAAUAUUAUUUAUACAAAAAAAAUAUUUUUAACUUUAAUGGGUUUGUAACAGUUAUUUUCUUAUUUAAUAUAUUAUAUGAAGAAACAUUGAGUUCUCCGUGAAUUAUCUUUGUUCUGGAAACAACAAUUAUAUUGCAGUGAAAACAAAAGUGAACUUGUAUGUUCAAGGUAGUUUCUUAAAACCACUGAUUUUGUUUUGUUUAUUAUUACCACUGUUUUGAUUGGGUAAGACAAGGAGAUGGAUGAGCACUUUCUUGUAUAUAAUUGUUUUUACCUAUUAAGCUAUCCUAUAACAACUUUUUUAAGUUUUAAUGAAAUCCUUUAAUAAAAUGUACACAAAGUACUAUAAAAUAAUAAUUGGUUGUCACCUUAAAAAAAUUUUAUAUUUUGUCAAUUACAUAGUUUUUUUAAUUUA